AGCAAAGCAAUCACUAGAAGAUUUUGUGAUUUUUUUUUUUCUUUCUUUCUUUGUUAGCAGAGUUUGCUAGCUCAAAUUAUCCAACUCUAAUUAGGACGACAUGCCUUCUCUCUCCGUCAUCCCAUCACUCCCAUGGCUUCAAAACCCUAAAUUGAGCCAACCCAAUUUCUUCAAUUUCCGCUUACCGCCACUCUGUCACCGUCCCCUCGGCAAAAGCACUGCAACUUUUCACCGUAGAAUCCUCUGCAAAGCCCUCAGAGAUUCCGGCGAGGACUUCAAGGCGGUGCUCAAGUCCGACGACAGUGGUGGCGGAGGCGGCGGCGACGGUGGGGGUGGGGGUGACCGGGAUGCGGAGAAGGAAGAAGGUCCCUUGUCGGAGUGGUUGAAUUUCACUUCUGAUGACGCAAAAACGGUGCUUGCGGCUCUCGCAAUUUCGCUUGCGUUUCGAUCAUUCGUGGCGGAGCCGAGGUUCAUUCCUUCGCUGUCAAUGUAUCCUACAUUGGAUGUUGGAGAUCAAAUUAUUGCUGAGAAGGUUUCAUACUAUUUUAGAAAACCAUGUGCAAGUGACAUAGUGAUAUUUAAAAGCCCUCCGGUGCUUCAAGAAGUUGGAUACAGCAAUUUUGAUGUGUUUAUAAAGCGUAUGGUUGCAAAGGAAGGUGAUAUUGUGGAGGUUCGUAAAGGGCAUCUUGUAGUUAAUGGGGUUGAGAAGAAUGAAGAGUACAUCCUUGAACCACCUGCUUAUGAGAUGAAACCCACACGUGUGCCAGAGAACUACGUCUUUGUAAUGGGAGACAACCGCAAUAACAGCUAUGACUCCCAUGUGUGGGGUCCCCUGCCAGCCAAGAAUAUCAUAGGUAGAUCGGUAUUUCGCUAUUGGCCACCAAAUAGAAUUGCUGGCACAGUUUCUAAGGAAAGUUGCAGUGUUGAAACCACGCAGACGCAGGAGAGUGCGGAGACUUCGCUACCAUCUCAAUGACCACUCUUUCCAUCCAUCGAUUAUUGUAGACUGUACAACCUUUCCUAAUUUUUGUAUUGUCCGAUUUUGUUAUUCAAUUUUAGAAAAGAUAUAGGAUGUUUGGUAAGGUGGAAAAAACAUUUCUAGGUUACUUCACAUUCUUUAUAUUGGUUCUUGUAAAUUAUCUAUUACUCAAAUCUACACUGAUUUUAUUUUGCUUGAAGAUUAGUUCCGGUAAAAGAUACAUGUCAUACAAAAAAUCACCACCAA
This is a messenger RNA of Glycine soja, 1225 nucleotides long. RefSeq names its product chloroplast processing peptidase-like. The record is from RefSeq and is a predicted model, not a curated record. Gene Ontology annotation, molecular function: serine-type endopeptidase activity. Gene Ontology annotation, biological process: thylakoid membrane organization. Bases 101 to 976 code for a protein of 291 amino acids. The transcript is spliced from 5 exons. NCBI's taxonomy places the organism in Eukaryota, Viridiplantae, Streptophyta, Magnoliopsida, Fabales, Fabaceae. Gene Ontology annotation, cellular component: chloroplast thylakoid membrane.